GGAGCACAAGAUGGCGGCGGCUACUGCUGGCGGGCGCUGGCGCCGGGGACGACGGCUGCGCGAGGGGCUGAGCGGCUGAGCGGGAGCGCUCCGCAAGCGGAGGGACAUGGCUCGAGCCGGUCCGGUCAAAAUGCAAAGGCUGAGAAACUCUUUGGAAGAUGAAUUUCUGUAGCAUUUCAUCGACGUUAUAGUAUUGAGAAUGGAUAAGUGUAAACAUGUAGGAAGACUUCGGCUUGCCCAAGACCAUUCCAUUGUAAAUCCUCACAAGUGGCAUUGCAUGGUAUGCAAUACUACAGAAUCUGUAUGGGCCUGCCUCAGCUGCUCACAUGUUGCUUGUGGAAGAUACAUUGAAGAACAUGCACUAAAGCACUUUCAGGAAAGCAGUCAUCCAGUGGCAUUAGAAGUGAAUGAGCUAUAUGUUUUCUGCUACCUUUGUGAUGACUAUGUUCUUAAUGAUAAUGCAACUGGUGAUUUAAAGCUGUUGCGAAGUACAUUAAAUGCAAUCAAGAGUCAAAAUUAUGACUGUACUACUCGCAGUGGCAGGAUUUUGCGAUCGAUGGGCACAAGUGAUUAUCUUUCCCAUAAUAGUGCUCAAGCCUUGCUUCGUAAUCAAGACCGUAUGUUCACAGCUCUAUGGCACAGGAGGCAUGCAUUAAUGGGCAAAGUUUUUAGAUCUUGGUUUGAACUGACACCAAGUGGAAAAAGGGUUUUAGAAGAAGAGAAGCUAAGGGAAGAAGCAGAAGAAAGAAGGAUCAAUGCUAAGAAGAAAAGAGAAGAGAGAAAGCGCCAGUUGAAAGAAGAAAUGGAAAAAAUGCCUCCAAGAAAGAGCUUUCGCUUGCAAAAUCAAAAUAAGGAAUCCUCAAAAAUAUCACUCUAUGCACUAAAAAUGUCACAGAAUUUGGACUCUGCUGUAGAACUGAAAGUAACAGCUACCUCAGAUGAUGUAAAAUUAAAAAAAAUUAAUGACUCUCCAGUUAAACGAAGGCCUACUGUGACUCCCGGUGUAACAGGAUUACGAAACUUGGGGAAUACAUGUUAUAUGAACUCUGUUCUUCAGGUACUGAGUCAUUUGCUCAUAUUUCGGGAAUGUUUUUUAAAACUUGAUUUGAACCAAACUCAAGAGUUGUUAGCAGCUGCAGCCAAUGGCAAAACAAGAUCAUCUUCUAAGAAUUCUCCAUCUGCCGGCUCGAUAUUUCAUGUGAACAAAAGUCAAUUUAAGGACAAGGAGUCUUCUGCAAGGCGAUCUAGUGUUUCAUCAGGCUUAAGUGGUGGAGCAUCAAAUAGUAGAAAUAUGGAACUUAUUCAGCCUAAGGAGCCAAGCUCAAAGUACAUUUCUCUUUGUCAUGAGCUGCAUACAUUGUUUCAAGUCAUGUGGUCUGGCAAGUGGGCACUGGUAUCUCCAUUUGCCAUGCUCCAUUCUGUGUGGAGACUCAUCCCAGCCUUUCGUGGUUAUGCCCAACAAGAUGCUCAGGAAUUUCUCUGUGAACUUUUGGAUAAAGUACAGCAAGAAUUGGAGACAGCUCGUACAAAAUGCCCAGCCCUCAUCCCUACUUCUCAAAGGAAACUCAUUAAACAGGUUUUGAAUGUGGUCAAUACAAUUUUUCAUGGACAGCUUUUAAGCCAGGUAACGUGUCUUGCGUGUGAUAAUAAGUCUAAUACUAUAGAACCCUUCUGGGAUCUGUCACUGGAAUUUCCUGAACGAUACCACUGCAAUGGAAAGGAGACAACCUGUCAGCAUCCAUGCUUGUUGACGGAAAUGUUGGCAAAGUUUACAGAAACUGAAGCAUUGGAAGGAAAGAUAUAUGCCUGUGAUCAGUGCAACACAAAACGAAGGAAGUUUUCUUCUAAGCCCAUUAUACUCACAGAAGCACAGAAGCAACUUAUGGUAUGCCGACUACCUCAAGUUCUGCGGUUACACCUUAAGCGGUUCAGAUGGUCAGGACGUAAUCAUCGUGAGAAGAUUGGUGUGCACGUCAGCUUUGAUCAGACGCUCAGCAUGGAGCCCUAUUGCUGCAGAGAAUCUCUCAAGUCCCUUGUUCCGGAUUGCUUUAUCUAUGACCUGUCUGCUGUUGUGAUGCAUCACGGGAAAGGUUUUGGCUCAGGACACUACACUGCCUAUUGCUACAAUUCAGAAGGAGGAUUCUGGGUUCAUUGCAAUGAUUCCAAGCUCAACAUGUGCACUAUGGAAGAAGUAUGCAAGGCCCAGGCCUACAUCUUGUUUUAUACUCAACGAAUUACUCAGGCAAAUGGACACUGUAAAGUUUCAGCUCUUGACUCACCAUCUGGAAAACAGCCAAAUACUGAGGUUAAUUGUUCCAAUGCAGAUAGUAACAGCUAAUCCAAAGCCAAUGUGUACAGUACAAGUCUUGAGAGUUGUCACUUGUACAUGUGUUGAGAUGAGUAAGUGCAGUAUUGUACAAUGUAUCUUCAUACCCUUUUGUACUAGCUGAAAACCUGUUUUGAGAAUUUUUAUUUAGUAUAAAUACUUUUUAUUGAUGGUAGUUAACUUCCAAAAUUACUAGGAUAUCUGUAUAGCUAUUUUUUUAAAAGAAAAUUGCCAUUUGAAUCGUUAAAUCUUACCUCAAGCUGUUUUUCAGCAUUUUUAUAUUUUGAUAUUUUGCUGUAGAAAACAUAGAUAAGGAAUUUUUGGUGAACAAUUCGUGUAAUUUUGGAAUUUUUUUUAUAAAAAACGUGCAUUUUAUACCAUGUUUCCUGAAGUACCAGUCAUUGUAGGCACAUGUCUUGCUUCCACAGAAUUAAAAAAAAUAAGAUGGUAUCAAAUGUAGAACUUUGCUUUCCCCUCUGAACUGAAAAGUCCUGGAGAGAGCAAAAUACAACUCUGUUUCCUACCUCCAUUUGGUAAACCAUACUCUAUUAUCUACUCGGUCACUAAGUCCUGGGGAGAAGCAACAAGAUAUUUAUUCGGUGUAUGCAACUGCUCAGUGCUAGGGGCAGAAUAACUGGCAAAUUAUUACCCCUCUGAGUCAACUAUCAAUAAAGCACCCCAAAUCUGAUAGUUCCCUCACAAAAUCUUGUGUUGCUCUAUUUGUCUUUUAUCUGUUUUUUUAGGACCAUAGGCUGUGUAAGAAGUGAAGCUGAGUAAGUGAAACUUGGGAGUACUGUGGGCUGUGAUUUGUUUUGUAUAAGCAAAGCAAAAGGGUUUUAUUUUAUUGGUAAGAGCUUAAUUUUUUUAACUGCCUGCUGCUCUGCUUGGGGGAAAAAAUCCUCCUGAAUUCUUCAGCACUUCCGAACCAGCAUGAGGGAUAGCCUUACAUUGUGAUGCCUGUUGGAGGACAUCUGCCUCCAACAAAGAAAGUGCUGAGAAAGCGAACUGGUUAAUGUGAAGCUCCUAUUUUUUUUUAAAAAAAAUGCUCAGAUAGCUGAGUGGUUUCUUUGAGCAAGAGACACAAACCCUUCCUCUCCUGCCCUCUGGAAAUAGAUUUGAGUUUGGGGUGACUUGCCCUAGUGUGAAUUAUGGAGGGAAGGUAUUGCUUAUACAAAAAGCUCCUUCGUCUUCUAUCCUUCCAACUCUGAAGGACACAGAGAACUGUAUAAAGUUUCCCCGUAGAGAGGGAAUGCAAGCACUCCACCACCCCAAGAGAAAGGGCUGGGAGGUGGGAACUGAAUACAGUGAAGUUGUCUGUGCAGACGUUCUCAAAUGCCACAGAAAAAUGCAUGUCUCACGCUCACAUAAAAAUAAGUAUUAAGUCCCUAAUUCACUUUCUUCUCAAAGUUAUCUGGGGUGACAGAAAAAAUAGUUUUGUAUACUCUAGUUUAACAGGCACUCUCUCUGCAUGAAGAACCCAAAUAAUGAUGGUUAGAGCCCUUUUUUCAGGACCUCUUAACACAGCAGGUCCCCUGAUUAUUUGCACACAAGGCAGAAACUUGAGCAUGGACACUUGUCUUAAUUACUGUAAUCUUACUAGUCCUAGAACUCCACCUUGAACUGAGAGCCACCCAACAUAAGUGAGAUACCUAGAUAAAAACUACAUAUUUUAUUAAACACAAAACUCAUUGCCUAUGAAUAUUUGAUGUUAAAUAGCAAAAUGUCUUCAUUUGCAGCCUGUUUUCUACUGCUCAGGCUAGAAGGGUACUAUAUUUUCUGUUCCUUUGUUGGCCAUCAGUACAGCAAACAGUUAACCUCCCUACUACAAGAAAACCAUACCAUCUUAAAAGAACCCAAUAUCCCAACUUAAAAAAACACCACGAAAGAGAAUUAAGCAGGGGUUGCUCUGGAUGGCCCUUGUGGUCUCUUCCAACUCUAUGAUUCUAUGAACUAGUUAAGUUCUAAGAGCUUGAACCAGUUUGUCAAAAGUCUUCCUCUGAGCACGUGAGGUGCCUAUUGUGUCAUUGUGGGUGCAGGUGUCUGAAACCUGAUUAUUGGGCAUGCUGGCUGGGGUUGAUGGGAGUUGGACCCCAACAAAGGUUACCCACCCCACAGUUACAGGACAAAACCCACCUGUAACCCCACAGUUAUAGGACAAGACCAAUCUGUAAAUGAAACAUAUUUGUGCAAAGGAAGCAGGAGGGGCAAAGAGAACAUAUGUAGAGAAAGAAGCAGAGACCAAGAACUAAAGGAAAAAACAGGGAAGGUCCCAACAAAAGCAGAGGAAAAAGGGGUAAAGAUGAGCAAGAAAAAAGGCAAUUCUAAGCUAUUUCAGACGAACAUGAGUUUGACCAAACUGCGGGAGGCAGUGCAAGACAGGAGUGCCUGGCGUGCUAUGGUCCAUGGGGUCACGAAGAGUCGGACACGACUAAACGACUAAACAACAACAACAAGCUAUUUCAGAUUUAAAAAGAAUCACUUACAUUUUGAAUGGCCUACUGUGGCAAGUCUGAUCUAGCUCUAUCUUGGCCUGUACCCUGAGAGAUAGUUCAGUUAAGAGGGUUUUAUUGUUCCUGCUGCAGUUUCAGUGCCUUUAAAAAGCUACAUAAACAGAAAUCCAGCAAAGUGAAGCUUCUCCUCCUCUGCAAGUGGCUUGGGGGAAAAAGGACUUCCCUACCCUAUUCAGUUUAGAAAAUGUAUCUUUUUAAAACAGCCCAUCAGAAAAGUAGCUAUUUGUUUUUCAUUUAAACUUCCACAGUCGAUACCUAAGCAAAACACCAUUCUUUAAAGAACAAAAGCACUCAAGUAACUCCAUGCCAAAAAUUAUACAUACUAAAUAUUUAUACUUCUGUAGUAUAAUUGAUUCUGCAAUGCAGGGACCUCUCUGCUUCUCAAAAGGCAUUUUAAAAGUAUUGAUAAGGAGUUUGUCUGUGCCUAUGCGGCACAGAAUCUGAAGCCUUCCAGAUAGGCAAUGAAACAUGUCAGUCCAGAGAAGCUCAGGACACAUCUUCCAAUGAGCACGGGCACCAAUUUUCUGCUCAGCUCCUUUGACUCCUACAAAAUUAGCAUUGUUCAAAACUUUAUUCUCAUUACUGACAACUAGAUGGUUUUCUUCCCUUUUGGCUUUUUGCUUUUCCUACAAGCUGCUUUGCUGCUUCAGUUUUCUUCAAGAAGCUUGCAGCCUAUAGGGGGUUGAUGGGCUGGAUCUAAUAUAUGGUUAUAGCCUUACAUUUGCCCUUCUAUUCUCCCUCAAUGUACAGUACGUUAGCUUUUCCCAACAUAAAGCUCAAUCCAUUAGAUGUUCCUUUAUACUCAUCUAGUGACUACUGCAUAGAGGCUACCUAAAAAUAAAAUGAAACAACCCUUAGGUAGCUUUCUGGAUAAAAUGAAUGAUUUUCUAAAACCACCUUUCGUUUAUGCAAUAAUUUAAUAAAAACUAAGUAAUCUCAUGGACAAGGUAAAUAGUACUUGAUGGCAGUGGGGUCCAACUCAAUUGCAAUUGGGCAAUGCUAGGUCAUAAAAUAAACAGCACUGCAAACAGGACAAAUCCCAGAGUCAAUCUAACAACAGUUUAUACAGAUAAUACCUUAUUGAGCAUGAACUGUGUUUUCUAUACCUUAACUCCAAAGCACAUC
Molecule: messenger RNA, 5961 nt
Organism: Zootoca vivipara (common lizard)
Lineage: Eukaryota; Metazoa; Chordata; Lepidosauria; Squamata; Lacertidae
Gene: USP44
Product: ubiquitin specific peptidase 44
Biological process (GO): protein deubiquitination
Molecular function (GO): zinc ion binding; cysteine-type deubiquitinase activity
Source: RefSeq, a predicted model, not a curated record